AUGAAGAAACUGAAUUAUGAUGAAAACCGAGCACAACAGCUGAAGUCAGAGAAGCAGGUUCUGCUGAAAGAAAUUUACAGCCUUACUUCUGAACUCGAAGACUUUGCAAGGAGGGUUCCUGUUGAAUUUACAUACACUGAUCCUGAAUUCCGUUUCGAUCACUCUAGAGUGAAAGGCGUUGUAGCGAACUUAUUUCAGCUGAUCGACCCUAAAUUUGCGACUGCCAUUGAGACGGUCGCUGGCAGCUCCGUAAGUUGA
Molecule: messenger RNA, 258 nt
Organism: Soboliphyme baturini
Lineage: Eukaryota; Metazoa; Nematoda; Enoplea; Dioctophymatida; Soboliphymatidae
Source: the annotation of a GenBank genome assembly